AUGGAUUCUAUCCAAGAAGUUAUCGAACAUAUUAGUCUUGCUCCAGAAGCUGAUAUACUCGAGAGGAAUGGUGAACAAGACAGUUUUGAUGAUUCAACGGAAUGGCAGUUUCUGGAGCCGUUAUGUAGCAGUUUUGACGCUGCAGAACAAAGACAGUGUCGAUCAAAUUUUCUGAAUUGCGAAGAUUGCCGGACUCUCAAAAUUAAUUCAUCACAUUCAUCGGACGAAGGAAAGCGAGAACUGGUGCAUCGUUGGCAGCAACUCCGCAUUUCUACUGUUCAUUGUGCCAUUUCUAUCUUCAAUGAAAUUUUAAUGAGUGAACGUCUUGCACGUGAUUAUAUUAGGUGUGUGAAACAUUUAAAUGAUCCAUGGGCAGCGUUUCGUUUCGAUAAACUGCCCCUGAAAAAUUGUAAACGACACCGUUAUUCUUCCAUACAUCAGUGUUGGACAACCGAUAAUGUUAAAGUAAAGCUGCAUCCGGAGCCAUUUGCUCGCGGUGCAAUGCGUGAAUGUUAUCGUUUGAAAAAGCUUGGAUCAUUCAGUAGAAACGAUGAUUGGGCUCAUGCGCAAAAUUUUGUCGCUAAAAAAUACAUAACCAGCGUUAAUAAAGAGGUGCUUUUUGAAGAUGUGAAGAUGCAAAUGGAUAGUAAACUCUGGGCUGAGGAAUACAAUCGACACAACCCACCUAAGAAAGUCGAUAUAUUUCAAGUAUGCAUCUUAGAAUUCGUGAAUGAGGAUGCACAUCAGUUUUAUCAUCUGGAGCGUUUCAUAGAAGGCGAAUACAUCAAAUAUAAUUCAAAUUCUGGCUUCGUUUCAGAUAUUUGUCGAAAAACACCACAAGCCUUUAGUCAUUUUACGUUUGAACGCAGUGGACACCAGUUGAUUGUUGUCGAUAUUCAAGGAGUUGGGGAUUUAUACACGGACCCUCAAAUUCAUACAGCAGCAGGAGAAGGUUAUGGAAAUGGAAAUCUUGGUACGAAAGGAAUGGCGCUAUUUUUUCAUUCUCAUUUCUGCAAUGAUAUUUGCCGAUCGAUGGGUUUGACAGAGUUCGAUCUCUCCAUGAGCGAGCGAAAUGUGCUUGAAGAAGGUGGUAAUGCUGAAAAGAAUUGGACAUCUGUGACUAAAAGUAGUAAUAAUAGACCAGCAAGCAUCUGUUCAUCUCUUGUAGAGGAAACAGGUAAUGCUAUGGAGAAACUGCGUCGUAGGACAGUAUCAGUGAAUAGCUCAGGAAGACGUUCUUCAACAUGCUCUUUUUGUGACGAUUAUGCCAGUGAUAUGCAAAAUCACGAAAUGCCACCGCAUAACGAUUAUUUUGAAUCUGUUUUGUGCGAACUGGAUGAAGUCACAACCAAAACAAACGAAAAUUCUCCAGUUUUGCUUGAAUUAGAAGAUGCUUUACAAACUGAGACAGAAAACGAAGCCUAUUGGCUUGAGAAGCGCAAAUUUUCGCGUCCAGCUGGGCUAUCUUCGAUAUCUAAAAUUAAAGAACAUCAUUUCACACAAAAAAUUUUUGUUACACCAAAUUCUAUCCUUGGUCAGAUACACUUGGAUCUUGCACGUUAUCAUGAACUGGGACGAUUUGUACAAAAAACUGCUGCUGUUUUAUCCGAAAAAGAAAAUAUCUGUUCAACAAAAAAAUUGGAGAAUAGAAUUUCUGGACGUUUUCCUAAUUAUGAUAGGAAUUCAGCUGUUUAUCAUCUUAAAAUCGCUUGCCGUUGCGGUAUUUUGGAAGCAGUUAUUACGAUGGCGAAAAUAGCUUUCGGUUUACCGCAUGAGUUGCUGAAGGAUGUAACGUGCAAGGAAAUUUGGGAUGUCAUUGACUUGGAAGGAACUGGUUUUGAACUUAUGGAAUGUGCUGCGAAUAUGGGUGAUCAGUCUGCUGUCGUUUUUGUGGCAGAAGCAUAUGAAACGGGCUGCUAUCUGGGACCACUGAAGAAACCAUCUUGGCCCAAAGCUAUCAUAUGGUAUGAAAAAGCCUUAAGUUUUCUUGAAAGUUCAGGAACAAAUGAGAAUGAAACGCCUCAUGAAGGUGUUCGUCCAUCUUAUGAGUUACUUGAACGAAUGGCAAUGCUGUAUAAGGAUGGUGGAUAUGGUUUGAUGCAGGAUCUAAAAAAAGCAUAUGAUUUGUAUACGAAGGCGGCUGUAUCGGCAACGGAAGCUAUGCAGGGCAAAUUGGCUAUUAAAUAUUAUGAAUUGGCUGAACAAUGUAUGUAA
This is a messenger RNA of Thelazia callipaeda (thelaziosis nematode), 2214 nucleotides long. NCBI's taxonomy places the organism in Eukaryota, Metazoa, Nematoda, Chromadorea, Rhabditida, Thelaziidae. The record is from the annotation of a GenBank genome assembly.